This is a messenger RNA of Macrosiphum euphorbiae (potato aphid), 1488 nucleotides long. NCBI's taxonomy places the organism in Eukaryota, Metazoa, Arthropoda, Insecta, Hemiptera, Aphididae. The record is from the annotation of a GenBank genome assembly.
AUGUCGCACAAGCCGACUGACAGUUCUCGGCCCGGAAGACCGCCCAAGAGAGCGUCGUCCGUGGGCCUGUCGCUGGCCGCGUCGGCCUCGCACUUGAGUCAUCAGCUUAAGAAACACCGUCUGGAAAACGGAGACUACGUCGCCGGAGUUUACGAAAACGGACAUUUGCAAGAUUCGCCCCGCAUGGAAAAAUCGCCGCUGCUGGCUAACGGAUACAAUCAGCCGCCCACACACCUCGGACACAUGCAGUACAUGCAGCAGUUCAGCCACCACCACCAUCAUCCGGCGGCCGCACACGCCAUCAUGAACCCGGCCGGUCUGUCGCACCCCGCGUUACCCCGUCCAGACGCGCAGCUACUUAAGAGCCAAGGACUCUCCAUGGAAGCGUUGGCCAGUUCGGGUAUAUGGGAAAAAGCGUACGCCGGCUUCAUGAAACAACUAGAAAGAGCCAACGACGAACGAGUGGGCGACAUGAAUCGGGCGCUAAACUUUGAUCAGAAAGCAAGAGAUUUGACAUCGCAAAACGGUUCGUCCGAAGGGCACAGCCCCGUUUUGAACCUGUCCAAAACGGGAGGCGAUCAUUCGGGACCGGCCAGCGAUCAUUCGGCUGGCGGCAACACAAACGUCGACGACGAAGACGACCUGGACGAGGACGACGACAACAUUUCCGACGGCGAAGAAGACGACAUCAAGGAUCACGACCUCAGCGACAAUCCGGACGUGGGAGGCAAUAGCAGCGCACACGGUAGCGUCACGCCCCCGCCACAGGCGCUGAACUUCGGUUCCGCCGGAUCCGGGGACAUGGGUUUGCCAUACAUGACCACCGAGUCUCUGCUCCGGAAGAUACAAGCCCUGCUUAAGGCCGCCGCAGAUAAGAUCCGAGACGACGACCGCGCUUUGAACUUCGAAAAAGCCGAGUUGAAAAUGGACGUGCUCCGUGAAAGGGAAGUCAAAGGAAGUCUAGAACGACAGUUGGUCGACGCCCAAAAACUGCGGGUCGUUUACCAAAAGCGUCUGCGCAGAGAGAGGAAAGCCAGGAAACGCGUACAGGAUCAGCUGGAACAAGAGUUGAAGCGAAGGGCUCAGCUGGAAGAGAUGAUCAAAGCGGCCGGUGCACCAGCAGACGCACUCCGCGUACUAACAGAGAACAACAACGAAAAGCCGAGGGACAGGUCCGAACAGUCGCAGAGCCCGCAAAACUAUUCGUCGGGACAAGUGCAACGGGGUUCGGAGACGUCCAACGACAAGCAAUGGAACUAUUCGGGAUUGGACCUGAUGAGCUCGUCUGGGGCUGCCGCAUUCUGGCAAAACUAUUCCGAAACGUUUGCGCAGGAGCUCGAUCUGGAACGGAAAGCCAGGCAGCAACAGUCUGCCCAACAGAAUCAACAGCAGAGCCAACACUCGGACAGAGACAUCAAAUCACCCGUUCCAGACAACAGGGCUGCAAAAUUUUUCAAUAAUUCCGUAUUGUUCAGCACUGCAACAUAA